This is a messenger RNA of Syngnathoides biaculeatus (alligator pipefish), 2897 nucleotides long. RefSeq names its product zinc finger protein 33A-like. NCBI's taxonomy places the organism in Eukaryota, Metazoa, Chordata, Actinopteri, Syngnathiformes, Syngnathidae. Gene Ontology annotation, biological process: regulation of transcription by RNA polymerase II. Gene Ontology annotation, molecular function: DNA-binding transcription factor activity; RNA polymerase II cis-regulatory region sequence-specific DNA binding. The transcript has 6 exons. The record is from RefSeq and is a predicted model, not a curated record. The coding region runs from base 140 to 1621 and encodes 493 amino acids.
AACGGAAGUGGUUUUCCUCAGCCUCAACCGCCACUUUUUUUUUUUUUUUAAGAACUCUAAAGCACUUUUAUCUUUCAUAUUUACACACAAUUUUCGACUCAAAAAGACGUUUCCCAAAGCACACGCGGGUUCGGAAACGAUGGAGAUCAACAUAUCGCUUCAUUCCAAGCUUUCAUCCAUCAUGGAGACGAUGGCCGAGUCCGCCAUCGCCGAGCUAUGCAAGGCGGUGAACGAAGACACGAUCGAGCUCCGUUUGGAGCUGUCCCGGCUCCAAACGCUGAACUCGGCCCUGACGGAGAAGGUCGACACGCUGGAAUGCGAGCUGACCGCGGCCAGGAGCGACGCUCCCGGCCUGCUACGGAGCCACCGCACCGUCGCCAUCCAGACGGACGACGACGACGACAUUGAUGAGUCUGAGUCUCCAGUCAUUGACCGAGUCUUUGGAAAGGACUGGUGCCUUAAUCUCUGGAAAGACAGAUUCCGUACAAGUCAAAAGACAGAUGCUCAGCAACUAGACGAUGAUGUGAACGCCUCGACGCCUUUGGACUGUUUCCCUCCUGUCGACGUGCCGGUUUUGGAAAAAGGCGCAGAGUUUUAUAGUUUUGAGUCUUUCUCGGAGGCCAUCGAAAGCUGGCAGAGGUCCAAUUUUGUGGAGCUUUACAAGCGGAGCUCCAGGACCGUGGAGAAUGCCAAAAAGCGGGCCAGGAAAAAAUCUUACAGCGAGAAUUUAGUGUUCGCCGAGCUGGACUUUGGGUGCGCUCACGGCAGCAAAGGCCCCGAUGUGAAACGUUGUCCGUUCACCAUCAAAGUGCGAGUCACACCUGAUGGACGGAAGCUCUACAUAAAGGACAUCAGUCCUGCCGAUUGCCACAACCACGAGCUCUCCCAGGCUAUUUUGUCCGAGUCGGACUCCGAACACGUCGACGUGAUUCAGGUCAAAGUUGAAGAUUAUUUGGAGGGCGCCGCUGCCAGCUUUCCCCAGGAAACACUCAGUCGAGAAAACGUCGACGAACUCUUCUCGGAGGAAGUCGAGCAGACGCCAACGUGGCAGGAGGACAUCUUGCUGGACUCGGACAGUAAGAACCAUCACGAUAACAACGGGACGGAGGAACGGUCGGCGCAGUCGAGCACAGGUACCGAGGACGACUGUUACGAAUACGUCAUCGAAGAUGGCGAGAACAAGCUGACUGUGCAAGCGACCUCGAGCAGCGGGGGCGGCGGGAAGAAAUACACGUGUUCGCGAUGCAACAUCGUAUUCUACAACCCGAACACCCUGAUGAUCCACCAAAGAGCCCACCAGCCCUACUGGUGCGACGUGUGCAAGGAGCAAUUCGGGACCAAGAGCCAGUUCAAGCACCACAAGUGCGACCUGGUCCCCAACAAGUGCCGCCUGUGCGGGAAGACUUGGGCCAGCCAGUCGGCCCUGCGGACCCACAUGGUGGUGCACACGGGGGACAAACGCUUCGUGUGCCGGUUCUGCGGGCAGAGGUUCGCGCAGAAAGGCAGCAUGAGGAGCCACCUCAUCCGGUCGCACAUGGGCUGCGGCGAAUGCGGGAUGACGUUCGACGCCAAGACGCAACUCCUCCACCAUUUGUUGAAGCACAAGAUGCGCGCCAUUUAGGGCUCGGAGUGCACAUCCGCCUCGCAGUCUAAAGGUCGGGGGUUUGAGUCCACGUUGCAAAAUCAGGGGUGUCCAAGCAGAACAAUCAAAGGACAUUCUUUGACUUUAUGAAACGCGCGAAAAUCCAUUUUUGGACGAACUGCUAAAUGAGUGCUUUUUCUUCAAUCCUUUGGGAUUUUUCCAGGAUUCUGGGCUGGUCCACAGCCGUAUCCAGUACCACGAGAGUAGUUCCGCUCCUGACUGAGCGCUUCUCCAUUUUCAGAACAAAAGCCAACAAAUCUGUAAUAAACCAACAUUUUUUUUUUUUAACACUCUUUACUUGAAGAUCAUCGUUCAUAAUUACGGUCACAAAUUCAGACCUCGACACAGUAGAAAGGAUGGAAAACAUUUUUGAUUUUGAUACUUUUGUCAUUGCUUUUCUUUGUCAAAUGUUUCUUCGUAUAUCGAGAACAUUUCUAUACAAAUCUUUUAUUAGUUGUAGUAGUCAUAGCUUGGUUAAUAAAAAAAACUAAUCAGUUAUCAAAUUAAUCAACUAUUUUAAUAUUUAGACUCAUUGUUACCGUGCAAAUCCUCGGAAUUUGAGCCUCUCACAACUCCUUUUCGGUUUUUGUGGUCCUGUUUCAUCCAAAGAAAAACUUUGCUUUUACUUUGGAAAAGAUUGAUCAACAUUUUGACGUUGAAAAUAUGACAGACCAAACCAGUACAACUGAAUCAUUGUCGAUUUGUUUCUGCAGUUAAUUUGAAGUACCCUAUUUUUGAAUGGAGGGAUGGACAUUUUUUUUCCCCUAAUCUGACUAAUAUAUCAAUUUAGAAAGUAAUCGACUGAUCAUGAACAUAACUUGUACUAAUUAGUUGCAGCCCGAGUUGUAGUGGUUGUCUGGUAUGUUGCGCCCACACCCAAUUGCAUUGUGGGCCAUUCAAAUGUUACAUUUCGUAUGUGGAACGGGCUACUAAAAAAAUGAACGGCGGGCACCAAAUACGCCCCCAAGCUGUAGUUUGGACACCCCUGCUCUCAAUCGUCCGUGAGUGUGAAUGCUUGUCCGGGUGCCUUGCAGUUGCUUGGCGACCAGUCCUCUUGUCCAAAAUAUGAUAGGGAUAGGCUCAAGCUCACCCACAACUCUUAAUGAGGAUGAGCGCGAUAGAAAAUGGAUGACUGAAUGGAUUUGGUUGGCUUGCUGAAGACAGGACAAGCCCCCCCCCCAUCAAAACCAGCAGAUUUCUAAACCCGGAGGGGGUCCUUCCAUAUAUAAAAUUACAUAUAUCUUCAAUCUUGUAG